CCGAGUAGUACUAGUAUAUAAGGCAACAAAUUUGUAGUAACAUAAAUUCUCUUCAAUUCCCACACACACACACACACACACACACACAAGUAAAAAGAAAGAAAAAAACACGACUCCUCCUCCUCCUCCUCCUCCUGGUCCUAUCCUAUUUAUUCUCUUCAUUUUCAAAAUUACCAAGAAACAUAAACACAAUCCAAUUCUUCGUACUUAAUUAGUUCCCGGAAAAACAUGUCCUCGGGCCCAAAUGGUCGGGACCUCCAGGCACCGCUGCUCAACCCCACGCCGCCGGCGCCGGCGUCUAAAGAAUCACCCAAACGCUACCAGGAGAAGCUGUGCAUCGAUGACAUGUUGAACAAGUAUUGCGGGGAGUUCGGAAUAUGGCAAUUGAGGCACUUCGUGCUGGCGAGCCUGGCGUGGGCCCUGGAGGCCUUUCACACCAUGGUUAUGAUCUUCGCCGACCGGGAACCUCGGUGGCGGUGCUCGGUCGACGGAGGCGGCGGGGGGUGCUUCCCGGAAGCGAGGAGCGUGUGUGAGCUUCGGCCGGGGUCGUGGGAGUGGAUGGGCGGGGCGGGAACUUCUACGGUGGCGGAAUUUGGUUUGAUUUGUGGAGAGAAAUACAAGGUGGGUUUGGUUCAAGCCGUUUUUUUCGGAGGCUGCAUGAUUGGGGCUGGAGUAUUUGGCCAUUUAUCAGACUCCAAAUUAGGAAGAAAAGGCUCAUUAACUGUUGUUUGCAUCUUAAACGCCGUAUUUGGAUGCCUGACAGCAUUCUCGCCAGACUACUGGACUUACCUUCUCCUCCGUUUCCUCACCGGUUUCAGCACCGGUGGAGUCGGCCUUUGCUCCUUCGUCUUGGCAACUGAACCGGUUGGUCCGUCAAAACGAGGAGUCGCCGGAAUGUCAACAUUCUAUUUCUUCUCAGGUGGGAUCGCCAUUCUCUCCGGUAUAGCCUACAUUUUCCCAAACUCCUGGCGAGACCUCUACAUUGCUUCCUCCGUUCCUUCCAUCCUAUUUCUUUUAGUCCUACUCCCUUUUGUUUCCGAAUCCCCUCGUUGGUGCCUUAUCAGAGGCCAACUGAACAGAGCCAUGAAAAUCAUGCGGGACAUUGCUAAAUUAAACGGGAAAUUCCUCCCCGAAAAUGCCAUCCUGGCUCUUGAUGAAGACAUCGAGAAUCAUAAUCAUCCGAGUAAAAUUGAGACUAGUGACAGCAAGAUAGAUACAGAAUCGAAUGAAGAAAUAAAGGGUUCUUUGAUAGAUGUCCUGAAAUCCCCUGUUACCAGAACUCGGUUAUUUUUGGCUGUGGUGAUUAAUUUCUUAUGCUCCAUAGUUUACUAUGGGUUAAGCCUAAAUGUGGUCAACCUUGGAACCAAUCUUUACCUGAACGUGCUUCUGAACUCAGUGGCGGAACUGCCAGCUUAUUUCUUAACGGCGGUUUUGUUAGAUAAAUUCGGGCGGAAACCAUUAGCAAUUGGAACGCAAUGGUUUAGUGGCCUAUUCUGCGUGGCGGGUUGCCUUUUGAAAUGGGCGGGAAAGUGGAAGUUGGUACAAAUGGUUUGUGGGAUUUUGGGCAUAUUUGGGAUGGCUGGGACAUACAAUCUGCUGUUUAUCUACACGGUUGAGUUGUUCCCGACGGUGGUUAGGAACGCGGCGCUUGGUUGCGCGACUCAGGCGGCGCAAAUGGGUGCGAUAUUGGCACCUUUCGUGGUGGUUUUGGGUGGCGGGUUGCCUUUUGCGGUGUUUGGGGCGUGUGGGAUUUUGGGCGGACUCUUAUCGUUUUGCUUGCCGGAGACUUUAAAUAAGCCUCUUUAUGAUACAAUGGCGGGAAUGGAAGAUGGAGAACGAGAGUGGACGGUUGAAUGAUUUUGCCAAUUCUUGGAGAAAAAUGCAAAUGUAACAAUGUCGUCCCCCUUUCUCUUGUAACCCUUCUUGUUUAGUUAAUUUUAGCCUUUCUUUUUCGUUGUUUCUUUUAAGCACCAUGGGAGAUGUGUUCCGGAUCUAAACACACAUGUUUUACAUGUACUUGUACAACGAGUUUAGUUUGUAUUUACACCGCCAUUACUUAAAGCCUCGCACAAUUGACAAUUGUUGGCUCUUCAGUUUCUUGUUCAAUUUUCGUAUGAUUAACUUCAUG
Oldenlandia corymbosa var. corymbosa is the source of this 2128-nucleotide messenger RNA. The record is from the annotation of a GenBank genome assembly. Lineage: Eukaryota; Viridiplantae; Streptophyta; Magnoliopsida; Gentianales; Rubiaceae.